Messenger RNA from Rotaria sp. Silwood2, 1106 nucleotides. The record is from the annotation of a GenBank genome assembly. NCBI's taxonomy places the organism in Eukaryota, Metazoa, Rotifera, Eurotatoria, Philodinida, Philodinidae.
GGCCAAAAUCUAUUUUUGACACUCCCGUAGGGGAGUACGGAUGUGAGUCGAAAAAUCGAUUGAAAGAUAUUCCAAAAUAAAUCUUUGAAAUAUCAUCAGGGGCCUCCAUUGACUUGUUUUUAAUACAAAAAACCGAAAUAUUUUGGGGGCGGAAAAACCGCCUUAACGCCACUUGUCGUUUAUGUUAACUUCCUUUUUUUUUUUUUUUUAGGUAAUUAUGCAAAUGGUUUUGUAAUUAAAAAUGAUAAAUUAGAUUUUGAUCGAGAUCGUUUUCUUGAACCAUAUCUUGGAUCUCAUGUGCAUACAUUUAUGUCUACUAUUGCUCAUACACAAGUGUUUGAACAAUUUUCACGAUAUCGAACUUAUGCACAACUUCAACGUGAAAUUGAUGUCGAUGAAUUUGAUCUUGAAGUUGAUAAUUUACAAAAACUUCAACAAUCAAAAAAAGUAAAUAGAAUACAAAAAUAGAAAAUGUUUUUACUGAUCAACUUUAGCCUUUUCAAUUUUGGACACGAGAGAUUUUUUUAAAAGCAAGUAGAAUAUGCAUGUACCCUAAGAAUUCCUUUUACCUGCAAGUGUUUACCUGUACAUAUUACAAAGUGAAAGAUUACGUUUGGAUGUUUUCUUAUGAGUUUUUCAAAUUUGAAUAUGACUUUUCGAACUUAUGUUUUUUUCAUUUAAGAAAAAUUAUAUUAUAAUUACAAAGAAUUGAAAAGUAUAUCAGACAUUAUCAUUGAUUUAAGUGUUGUAUUUGGCUAAUCAUAUAUUAACAAAAUACUACUAAUGAGAGAAGAUGUCAACUUGAUUAAUCACUUUAUAGUCAGAACUAUGUAUGUACCAUUCAUCUAAUUGCAUUGGAUAAAUAACAUAUUUCAAGUACGAGUAGUUGAUGCAUAAAUAAAUAUUUGAUAAGUUGCACAGCUUUCAAUUUUCAUCUGAUUUUUUAGUUGAAAAACCAAAAACUUUCCAACAUAAAAAUGUGUUUACUUUUUGUGUACUCAAAAAGUGAGUACACUCUAGAAUCGGUCAGUGUGUCCGUCCGUCCGUCCGUCCGUUUACACGAUAACUUUUGAAAGGAGAGUCCAAUCACGAUGAAAUUUUCCACA